Molecule: messenger RNA, 2534 nt
Organism: Passer domesticus (house sparrow)
Lineage: Eukaryota; Metazoa; Chordata; Aves; Passeriformes; Passeridae
Gene: CCNL1
Product: cyclin L1
Exons: 11
Coding region: 56-1594 (512 amino acids)
Biological process (GO): regulation of transcription by RNA polymerase II
Cellular component (GO): nucleus
Molecular function (GO): cyclin-dependent protein serine/threonine kinase regulator activity
Source: RefSeq, a predicted model, not a curated record
UCGGCGCGCGGCCGCUGCCGGGAGCGGACCCGGCCCCAGCGCCCGCUCCGCCGCCAUGGCCGCCGCGCACCCCGGCCCCGCCGCGCCCGCCGCCCCCGCCCCGCCGCCUCCUCCCGCCGCUCCGGGCAUCCUCAUCGGCGACCGGCUCUACUCCGAGGUGUCUCUGACCAUCGACCACUCGCUGAUCCCCGAGGAGCGGCUCUCGCCCACCCCCUCCAUGCAGGACGGGCUGGACCUGCAGUGCGAGACCGACCUGCGCAUCCUGGGCUGCGAGCUCAUCCAGGCGGCCGGCAUCCUGCUGCGGCUGCCGCAGGUGGCCAUGGCGACGGGGCAGGUGCUGUUCCAUCGGUUCUUCUACUCCAAGUCCUUCGUCAAGCACAGCUUCGAGAUUGUUGCUAUGGCCUGCAUCAAUCUCGCGUCCAAAAUCGAAGAGGCGCCUCGUCGGAUAAGGGACGUGAUCAACGUGUUCCAUCACUUGCGGCAGUUAAGAGCAAAAAGGACUCCAAGCCCCCUGAUACUUGAUCAGAACUACAUAAACACCAAAAAUCAAGUAAUCAAAGCAGAAAGGAGGGUACUGAAGGAGUUGGGAUUUUGUGUUCAUGUCAAGCAUCCUCAUAAGAUCAUUGUUAUGUAUUUACAAGUCCUAGAAUGUGAACGUAAUCAAACCCUGGUACAGACAGCCUGGAAUUACAUGAACGACAGCCUGCGGACGAACGUGUUUGUUCGCUUCCAGCCGGAGACCAUCGCGUGUGCGUGCAUUUACCUCGCUGCUAGAGCCCUGCAGAUCCCGCUGCCUACCCGUCCCCACUGGUUCCUGCUCUUUGGCACCACAGAAGAGGAGAUUCAGGAGAUCUGCUUAACAACUCUGAAGCUUUAUACCAGAAAGAAGCCCAAUUAUGAAUUUCUGGAUAAAGAAGUAGAAAAGAGGAAAAUGGCACUACAGGAGGCAAAGCUGAAAGCAAAAGGUUUAAAUCCAGAUGGAACUCCAGCACUCUCAACACUGGGCGGCUUUUCUCCUGCAUCCAAACCAUCUUCCCCAAGAGAAGUAAAAGCUGAGGAGAAAUCUCCAGUAUCUGUGAAUACCAAAACUGUUAAAAAGGAGCCAGAAGAGAGGCAGCAAACCUCCAAGAGCCCUUACAACGGGCUGAGGAAGGAGAGCAAGAGGAGCCGCAGCAGCCGCAGCGCCAGCCGCUCCCGCUCCCGGACAAAGUCGCGCUCGCGCUCCCACAGCCCCCGCAGGCACUACAACAACCGGCGGAGCCUGUCGGGCACCUACAGCUCGCGCUCGCGCAGCCGCUCGCGCAGCCACAGCGGGAGCCCCCGGCGGCACCACAACCACGGCUCGCCGCACGCCAAGGCCAAGCACGGCCGCGAGGAGCUCAAGGGCAGCAGCAGGCACGGCCACAAGCGGAAAAAGUCGCGCUCCCGCUCGCAGAGCAAGUCCCGGGAGCACUCGGAGGCGGCCAAGAAGCACCGGCACGAGCGCGGCCACCACCGGGAGCGGCGCGAGCGCUCGCGCUCCUUCGAGCGCUCCCACAAGGGCGGCAAGCACCACGGCAGCGGCCGCUCGGGCCACGGCCGGCACCGCCGCUGAGCGCGGGACUGCGGGGCUGGGCCAGCACCGGGACCGGCACCAAGCCCACAGCCUGUGGGGCUGGGCCAGCUCUGGUACAGACACCGAGCCCUGGGACUGCGGGGCUGGGCCAGCUCUGGUACAGACACCGAGCCCACAGCCUGCGGGGCUGGGCCAGCUCCGGGACCGGCACCGAGCCCUGGGACUGCGGGGCUGGGCCAGCUCCGGCACCGAGCCCUGGGACUGCGGGGCUGGGCCAGCUCCGGCACCGAGCCCUGGGACUGCGGGGCUGGGCCAGCUCCGGCACCGAGCCCUGGGACUGCGGGGCUGGGCCAGCUCUGGUACAGACACCGAGCCCUGGGACUGCGGGGCUGGGCCAGCUCCGGCACCGAGCCCUGGGACUGUGGGGCUGGGCCAGCUCUGGUACAGACACCGAGCCCACAGCCUGCGGGGCUGGGCCAGCUCCGGGACCGGCACCAAGCCCUGGGACUGUGGGGCUGGGCCAGCACCGAGCCCACAGCCUGCAGGGCUGGGCCAGCUCCAGCACCGCCGCUGAGCCCACGGGCUGAGCUCAACCCGGCACCAAGCCCACAGACUGCAGGGCACCGCCAGGGCUGCAGCAGCUUCAACCCCAUCUGGUUUCCUUAAAGGUGUAGAAGAAUUUUUUUCUCGUGGGAAAGAAACUGUUACCAACUUUUGCACAUAAUACCUUAGCAGUAUCCCAGAGGUGGCAAACGAUCAGGUUCAUUGUAUGUAUUAGAGUUGUGUAUUGUUUAUUGAGCUGAGAACUGGAGAAAGGAUUUCUGUAAAAAAGCAAAACGUACAUUAUUUUUAUACCAGUCAAUUGCAGACGCUUAUAUUUAAGUAUAGUUAUUUGUUUAAACAUGGUGGAGACUUUCUUACACUGGUUUUAGUCUGCAUGUGUUCAAAGAUUUUUACAAAAAAUAAAAUAUAAAGCUUU